This is a messenger RNA of Arctia plantaginis, 282 nucleotides long. The record is from the annotation of a GenBank genome assembly. NCBI's taxonomy places the organism in Eukaryota, Metazoa, Arthropoda, Insecta, Lepidoptera, Erebidae.
AUGAGAAAUCGUUUUAAUACUCAAAAUCCGCUUGCAGUUUCAGCGUUUAAUGAAUUACGUCGGGUGCAGCCUCCGGCGCAAGACGUGCAUCGAUCAACGUCGCAGCCCUCCCCCGCGUUGCACUCGACGCCCACCCACCUCGCCACCAGCCUCCCCGUGGUAGAUAGGCACAGGGAGACUACCACGGCCCCGCACUGCCCAAAUAAAAUAUUCGCAGGAACGCCGCACUCUAAGCUUAGAUGUGAUACCAAGUGUCACGUGUCAAACGUGAACAAAUUAUGA